Punctularia strigosozonata HHB-11173 SS5 is the source of this 1479-nucleotide messenger RNA. Its product is annotated as UDP-N-acetylglucosamine diphosphorylase. The transcript has 2 exons. The record is from RefSeq and is a predicted model, not a curated record. Gene Ontology annotation, molecular function: UDP-N-acetylglucosamine diphosphorylase activity. The coding region runs from base 1 to 1479 and encodes 492 amino acids. Gene Ontology annotation, biological process: UDP-N-acetylglucosamine biosynthetic process. NCBI's taxonomy places the organism in Eukaryota, Fungi, Basidiomycota, Agaricomycetes, Corticiales, Punctulariaceae.
AUGUCUUACGAUCAACUUUUGAAACGUUACGAGGCCGCCGGCCAAGGUCACCUACUCGACUUUUGGCCCAAGCUCUCCCAGACGGAACAGGCCGCGCUCGCAGCCCAACUGGAGGCGCUUGACAUAGACAGGGUGAACCGCAUCUACAAGCGCGCCGUCGAUGCGGAGAAGGAGCUUGCGGACCCUGCACACGCUGCGGAAACCAUCGAACCACUACCAGAAGAUGCGUUCGAGACCGCUGUCGGACAGCUCGAGAAGGAGAAGUCGUGGAGAGAAAUCGGCUUGAAGGCAAUCGCAAACGGACAGGUGGCCGUGCUUCUUAUGGCCGGCGGGCAAGGAACGCGUCUGGGCAGCAGCGCUCCGAAGGGUUGCUACGAUAUAGGGUUGCCGUCCCACAAGUCGCUCUUCCAGUACCAGGCGGAGCGUAUUGCUCGUUUGCAGGUCGUCGCCCAGGAAGAAUGUGGCAAAGAGAAGGGGUCGGUCAUCAUCCCUUGGUAUAUCAUGACCAGUGGUCCAACGCGAAAGGAAACCGAGGGAUUUUUCACAAAGCAUUCAUACUUCGGCUUGGAUCCCAAGCAUGUUAUCUUCUUUGAGCAAGGUACCCUACCGUGUCUAACCAUGGAGGGCAAGGUGUUGCUCGAAACCCCUUCUCGUGUGGCUGUAGCCCCAGAUGGCAACGGCGGACUGUACGCUGCAACGACUGCUCCUAUCUCGCCUUCAAACUCCUCAACCGUGUUGUCGGACCUCAAAGAGCGCAAGAUCCAAUACAUCCACGCGUACUGUGUCGACAACUGUUUGGUUCGCGUCGCGGAUCCGGUGUUCCUUGGCUAUUGCAUCGGCAAGCAGGCCGACUGCGCCGCGAAGGUUGUUCCAAAGGCCUAUGCUACAGAGUCUGUCGGUGUUGUCGCCCGUCGCGGACAGAAGUUCAGCGUCGUGGAGUACUCGGAGAUCACCAAGGAGCAAGCCGAGCGUCGCGAUGCGGCAGGCGAACUCGCUUUCAGGGCGGCGAACAUCGCCAACCACUUCUACACCACCAGCUUCUUGGAUUCGGUUGAGACGUUUGAGGACCAGCUGGCAUUCCACAUCGCGCGCAAGAAGAUUCCUUACGUCGACUUGCAAACCGGAGAGGUCGUCAAACCAACGAAGCCGAAUGGCAUGAAACUCGAAAUGUUCGUUUUCGACGUGUUUCCAUUCACAAAGCAUUUCGCGGUCCUCGAGGUGGCACGGAACGAGGAGUUCAGUCCGCUGAAGAAUGCCCCAGGGACAGGCGCAGACGAUCCGGACACCAGUCGAAGGGACCUACUUGCUCAGCACAGACGAUUCCUAGAGGCUGCGGGUGCUCAUGUGGAGAAUGGUGUAGAAAUUGAAUUAUCACCGUUGGUGACAUACGCUGGAGAGGGUCUUCAGACGGUUGAGGGCAAAACGUUCACUCGUUCUGGAUGUGUGUCGGAAGUGCACGAGCUGGACACUCUAGUGUAG